AUGAGCCACUGCACCGGCCUCACUGGCAUCAGCAGGCAUGCUCCCACCAUUUUCCCAGGGAAUUGCCAGAGCUUUGGACUGCAGAAAUGAGAAGACAUGCUGUAAAAGCACGUGGAGUUCUGGAAGCAACAGAACCUGGAUGACACACUUUCAUGACAGCCCCCAGAGGUGGUCAGGCUGUACAAUGCCAGCAGCAUCUGCAGCCACAGCCACAAAGGCAGCCCUGUCUGGUACCACAUCAUAGGAGGCCCAGGGGCCUCUUCCUCUGGGCCCCCCAGACAGGGGAAGCUCGGGAACAAGUUCCAGAGCUGUGAGCUGCUUCUGCAGAAGUGUGAGCUGCAGAGUCAGAAGCUGGAGAAGAAGGUUUAGAAAAUCAUAGUGAUUUUUGAUCUUCAAGGACUGGGCCUGAGACAUCUAUGGAAGCCAGGAGUGGAGUUUGCCCAGGAAUUUCUCUCAGCAUUUGAGUCCAAAUGCCCUGAGAUUUUGAAGAAUUUGAUUGUUGUGAGAGCCCCCAAGGUAUUUUGGGCCUUUGCCCUGGUCAAGUCAUACUUGAGUGAGGAGACAUGCAGGAAGUCGGUGAUUCUGGGAGGUGACUGGGCACAGGAGCUCAUAAAGUUCAUUAAUCCAGACUUCCUGCCUAUGGAGUUUGGGGGGGCUAUGACUGACCCUGAUGCCAACUCCAAGUGCUUGAUCAAAAUCAACUAGAGGAGUGAGGUGCCUAGGAGCUUCUACCUUCACAACCAGGUGAGGGCACAGUAAGAGCACUCAGAGUCUAUGGGCUGCGGCUCUUCCCUACAGGUGGAGAAUGAGAUCCUGUUCCCAGGCUGUGUGCUCAGGCGUCAAUUCUAAUCAAAUGGUGGGGACAUCAGCUUUGGAGUUUUCCUGAAGACCAAGAUGGGGGAGCAGCAGAGGGCUUGCAAGAUGAUAGAGGUGCUGCCCAGCCAGCACUACAAUGCCCACCUGGUGCCCCAGGAUGGGAGCCUCAUCUGUUUCAAGGCUGGUGUCUAUGUCCUGAGGUUUGACAAUACCUACAGCCUGGUUCAUUGUAAACACAUCAGCUACACUGGGGAGGUGCUGUUCCCAGACCAAAUCUUCAUAGAGAAGAUGGAGAAAUUCUAG
Otolemur garnettii (small-eared galago) is the source of this 1119-nucleotide messenger RNA. Its product is annotated as putative SEC14-like protein 6. Lineage: Eukaryota; Metazoa; Chordata; Mammalia; Primates; Galagidae. The record is from RefSeq and is a predicted model, not a curated record. Gene Ontology annotation, cellular component: cytoplasm.